CUCCGCGGUCCGGCCGGGCCCCGAGCCCCCCGCACGAGGGUUCCGGCCCGCCGCAGGAGCAGCAGCAGCAGCAGCAGGAGGAGGAAGAGAAGGAGGAAGAAGAGGAGGAAGAGGAGGAGGAUGUCGGAGGCCUGUCUGGAGAGCCCGGACGCCGGGGGCCCCCCGCCCAUCCCGCUCCCGGAGGGCCGGGCCCUCGUGCUAGGACGGAGCCCCCUCACCCGAGUCACCGACCGGAAGUGCUCCAGGAACCAAGUGGAACUUGUCCCGGAUUACCGGACGCGGACUGUGAUGGUGACUCAGCUGGGCGUCAACCCCUCGUCGGUCGGAGGCCGGGUGCUGUCGCCCGGGGCCCGGGCCCCGCUGCGACACGGGGAGACGCUGCUCUUGGUGAAUCGGUUGUACCCGCUGGUCCUGCGCUUCCCCCCGGCCCGCCCGGAGGAAGCGGCCCGGAGGCCAGGAGACAGGGAACCUCCGAAGAAGAGGCUCAAGGAGGAGAAACCGGCCCGGGGAGGGGCCGGGGCUAAGGGGGCUGCCACCCCCAACCCCAUGGGCUGGCAGGAGCUGGGGAAACUGUUGGUGUUCACGGCCGGUGGCGUGACAGACCGAGAGAAGAUUGCGGGCUUUGACCUAGACGGCACCCUGAUCACCACCCGAUCUGGGAAGGUCUUCCCCACGGGGCCUGAUGACUGGAGGAUCCUCUACCCCGAGAUCCCUCGCAAACUCCAGCAGCUUCAAGCCGACGGCUACAAGCUGGUGAUAUUCACCAAUCAGUUGGGGAUCAGUCGGGGAAAACUCAAGGCCAAAGAUUUUCAGGCGAAGGUGGAGGCCGUGCUGGGGCAGCUGGGAGUUCCCCUGCAGGUGCUGGUGGCCACCGGCUCUGGCCUCUACCGGAAGCCGGUGUUGGGCAUGUGGGACCAUCUCUGUGAGCAGGCCAACGGAGGCGUGGAGGUCUCUGUGAAGGACAGUGUCUAUGUAGGAGACGCCGCCGGCCGACCGGCCAACUGGGCCCCCGGACGGAAGAAGAAAGAUUUUUCCUGUGCGGACCGGCUGUUCGCCCUCAAUGCCGCUCUGCCCUUCCACACGCCCGAGGAGUUCUUCCUGAACUGGAAACCGAGCCCUUUCAGCCUCCCGGAGCUGGACCCUCGCCAGCUGGACCCCAGUGGUCCCCUGCACCUGCCCGCCUCGGCCACCCUCGUGAGCUCCGAGCCUGAACUGGUCGUAGCCGUGGGGUACCCGGCAGCCGGAAAGUCAACGUUCCUGAAGGAACACCUGGUCUCCGCCGGCUACGCCUACGCCAAUCGGGACACGCUGGGCAGCUGGCAGCGCUGUGUGUCCGUGUGCGAGGAGGCGCUGAAGGGCGGGGGCCGAGCCGUGGUGGACAACACCAACCCCGACCCGGGAAGCAGGGCCAGGUACGUGGCCUGCGCCCGGACCCUGGGCGUCCCCUGCCGCUGCUUCCACUUCACGGCCUCGCUGGAGCUGGCGAAGCACAACAACAGGUUUCGGCAGAUGAUGGAUGGCACUCACCCCUCCGUGUCCGACAUGAUCCUCUAUGGAUACAGGAAGCAGUUUGUGGCUCCCACGUUGGCGGAGGGAUUCUCCCAGAUCCUGGAGAUCCCCUUCCGCCCCAAAUUCUCCUCCGCCAGGCAGGCAGCCCUCUACCGCCAGUUCUCUGAGGGCUGAGCCCAGCCCCUCCCUCCUCCACAGACCACCCGCGCCUCCCCCCACAAUAAAGACCCGUGUUCAAUUUC
Tachyglossus aculeatus (Australian echidna) is the source of this 1751-nucleotide messenger RNA. RefSeq names its product polynucleotide kinase 3'-phosphatase (gene PNKP). The transcript has 16 exons. Lineage: Eukaryota; Metazoa; Chordata; Mammalia; Monotremata; Tachyglossidae. The record is from RefSeq and is a predicted model, not a curated record. The coding region runs from base 121 to 1683 and encodes 520 amino acids. Gene Ontology annotation, cellular component: nucleus. Gene Ontology annotation, molecular function: double-stranded DNA binding; protein binding; ATP-dependent polydeoxyribonucleotide 5'-hydroxyl-kinase activity. Gene Ontology annotation, biological process: DNA repair.